UCUCCUCGAGCUGAUUGAGGACUGCUCGUGUGGGCGUGGAUGAGUUGUGUGCUGCCUUUAUAAACGGUGAGAAUGGGCUCUACCAACCAUCUCACUUGUUGAACUCUAUCUAUUUAUCUAUCAGAGGACAGAAUAAGGAGACUCACUUCGGAAAAACUCCCCUCCAUCUGGUCGGAAAAUGACGACGGCGGUGCUGAAAGGAUUUGUGCUCUUCAUCUGCUUGUUCUUCACAGUAGUUCAGUCCAUCUCAUGCGAAGCCAGCAAGAUAGAAUCGCGCAAAAAGCACGAAAACGACGUGGCGCACCAAGGAUCUGCAAUGACAACAGGUGUGUGGAAUCAGGAGAAACCAAAGAGACUCUUUGCCAGGACUCGCUACCUGUCUCAGCAGAGACAUCAUGGGGCGAGACCUAAGCCCAGGCCCGAGGCGGUUUCCCCGGCCCAGACUCCAGCGCGCCGCUGUGCCGGUCUGACGGAGAGCUGCUCCUCGCUCACUCCCUGCUGCGAUCCAUGUGCUUCCUGCCACUGCCGGCUCUUCAACACCAUCUGCCAUUGCUGGAGACUGGGACACCUCUGCCCCAAGAAGACCUAAUCGCCCCAAACACGCACAUGUGUACAUAUUGGUGGUUCUCAGCUGCUUUUACUUCAGUUGAUUGCGCAACAAUUGUGCUAGCAACAACAAAAAUGGUUUUACACAUACAGUUAAAAUCAGAAUUAUUAGCCCCCCUGUAUGUUUUUCUCCCAAUUUCUGUUUAUCGGAAGCUCAUCAUUUAACAUGAUAGUUUUAAUAACUAAUUUCUAAUAACUGAUUUCUUUUAUCUUUUCCAUAAUGACAGCACAAAGCUUCAAGCUUAAAGUGACGUUUAAAGGCUUAGAAUCACUGUAUAACAAUGGUUUGUUCUGUAGACAAUCAAAGUAAUAAGUAAUAUUGCUUAAGGGGGCCAAUAAUGUUGACCUUUUUAGGGUUCAUUUUUAGAGUUUCAUCAAAAACUGCUAUUAUUCUAGCCUAUAUAAUACAAAUAAGACUUUCUCCAGAAGAAGAAAUAUUAUAGGAAAUACUGUGAAAAAUUCCUUGAUCUGUUAAACAUCAUUUAGGAAAUAUUAGAAAAAGAAAAUUCACAGGAGAGCUAAUAUUUUUGACUUCAGCUGUGCGUCAUUGUUAGUCUGGUAACACAUUCCAUCAAGGUUCCAUUGGGGAAAAACUCGAGUUAAUGUUAAUUCCAGCUCGUACUUAUACUUACUCAAAUUUAAAAGUUGACUUUAUCUGACAAUUAACAUUUUGCUUUAUUAUUAUAAUGCAUUUAAAUCAACAGAUUCUUGUCGCGUUACCAUAAAGGUUGAGAAUGUCAGCGAUUCAGAAAUACAAUUUUUUAUAUCUGACAACAGCUGUCUGAGCUGAUUAGCUUAUUCCAAUAUUAAUCUGUGGCAAAAUGCUGAUUGAAUUAUGAUUUCUAGGAGUUACAAGAAGAUGUCCUUUUUACACUUAAUUCACGCUAAGCCACAUAUUUGUCUUGUGGCUUAUUCUACAGUGAAAAAAAUGCUAAAUCAGUAACAUCUAAUGGUGGCUUCACAAAUCAAUAAUGUAUUAAAAAUAGUAAAAGUUAUUCCUUUAAGUUUUUUUUUUAAGCUUUUACGUAAAGAUGAUGUGAUAUAUCGCCCAACGAAGGGGAAUUUAAAGUAAAAACAAUCACGGACAUCUGAUUGAAGUGUUUUUCCAAACCAAAGUGAAGUUUCACAAAUUAAAGCUGCGGUCACACUAGAGUUUGAGCUUGCGAAAUUCUGUCAUAUGUCUCUGCGAAAAGGGGCGGGAUUAAACAAGAUGAUUACACAUUUAAAAAAGCGAGCGAUUGCAUUCGCGUGCGUAUGAAUGGAAGUCUAUGGGGGAAAAACUCCAGUGUGACCGCAGCUUAAUUUCGAAAGGAGCACGUGAUGUGAUUGAUCGCAGCUGGCCUCUCAUCUGUAAUCAUUAAUAAACCAAUUGGAUUAUUCCAAACUAUAAAUAGCCCGACUAACAUUACUCCCUUAUCUUCGUAUUUUGAAGAAUCCCCCUUCCACCCCAUCUCUUUCUUUCUUUCUUCCUUUAAGAGUUUGAGCUCUUGAGAACUACCUGAUCUUGUACCCCCUACAUGCUCACUGAGAGCCCUGAGCUCAAUUAUCUCCAAGCUCAGGAUUCUCUCCUGGGACAGAAAUCUGCAACCCAGGCUCAUUCUGAAAAUGUAUCACUAUACAGUACCAGGAGCUAUGUUUUUUUGCCAUUUUUGUUUUCGCAAAUCCUCCAGAGGCCGCUGUGUACGCUUUUUGAGAUCUCAAAUUUCUCUUGCGAGUGCCAUUCGCGCUUGCUGUUCUGGCGUAAAUCCACCAGAGCCCUCUGUCGACUGACUGACUGACUGACCCACCCUCCUCCUUCUCUAAACAAAACCAAUAGUAUUUUAAAAAGCACCAAUUAACCCGCCCACCCACCCACUUCCCUAAACCCAGCCGACAGUUUUAAAAAGCAAGGCAGAAAAGAAAAGCCCUCGCCUGAUUUUUACCACAUUUUUAGAUUUGACCACAUUCUCACCUUGUUAUUGACUUUGUUUAUUUUAUUUUUAUUUUUUGUAUUCUGUUUUUGUCUUACCCACUUUCUGGAACCGUUCUUCGUCAGAUUCGAACCCCGUCGUCGGGGUCAACUCCUCUCUACAUUUCAAGAGUGCUGGCGUACGAUGCGAGUCACUAAACAAACUACGGGAAUGUAGUACAUACAGACUAAAGCAGUCAGCUGGUAAGCGCAAAAAGGAACAGCAUCAUACCACCCCAUAUCGUUCAUUUUAAAGACGAAAUGCAGCCAUACGUACUUCUGGCUACAUAAUUCGCAAUCUCCAGAAAUGUAAAUAGGGCUACGUUUUCACAAUUCAGAAUGAGCCAAUGUUGCAAAUCUGCUGUUAGUAUCAAAAAAUAUCUAAGUGUGAACUCUUAAAGUGCGCAAAGUUGGCCACUUUGAAGGCCCCUUUGAAAUCAUGGAUUUUGAAGGGUACAAGUGAUGGACACUUCAGGAACCCAUGAUCCUUUAAGGACAGAAGAUGUCUUAUGUCGCAAACUGCAUUCUAUUGAGAAGCACUAAAUUCAUUUCUUCGAAGCAGUCAUUAGGGCUUAGGGAUGAACGCUUCCAAAUGGAGCGCAGUAGUUGCAUCCCAAAUGGCACACUAUGCACUAACACAAUCAACAGCAUAGUAUAUGUAUUUAGUGUCUUCCCAAAUGGAACGCUAACAUUUUUUUACUAAGCGGAAAUUCAAACUGUUUCCCAGAUGAUGUUUGACGGUUGCCAUAUUAGUGAAAUAAAUGACCAAAUCGGCCGAUGAGUGUGUGAAGUGUCUAACAUUCCAUACUUCAUUUUAACAGUUGAAUAAGUGCAUCAUCUAUGUAACAGUGCAUUAUACUAUUUACACUACAAAAUGGCAUAGAAUAGUGCAUAAGUAUGCGAUUUGGGAAGCACAUAGAGUUUGUCCUGUAGUGCAAUAGUAAAAGUACUCAUGCAUGAACACAUAACUGAACACAAGAUGCACAGUUUUAGCAAAUUCACAUUUUUAGAGUUUACACCAUACCUGCCAACAUUUGUCCCUGAAAAUCCAGGAGACCUGGGGGUUAGGUUCGAGGGUGAGGGUGUGAAUAACACUGUUGAGAACCGGGUACUGUGUACUGUGGUGUUAGUAACUGUACUAUGAAGCGUAUUUCCAGCGGCCGCUGCGAUGGGAUCCUAUACCAAUGUUGGCGAGCUGGGGGUUUCACAGACUGUACCAAAAUGCUGAGGACCGG
Molecule: messenger RNA, 3789 nt
Organism: Danio aesculapii
Lineage: Eukaryota; Metazoa; Chordata; Actinopteri; Cypriniformes; Danionidae
Gene: asip2b
Product: agouti signaling protein, nonagouti homolog (mouse) 2b
Exons: 3
Coding region: 179-589 (136 amino acids)
Biological process (GO): positive regulation of feeding behavior; adult feeding behavior; neuropeptide signaling pathway
Cellular component (GO): extracellular region
Molecular function (GO): neuropeptide hormone activity; type 1 melanocortin receptor binding
Source: RefSeq, a predicted model, not a curated record